UUUUUGUUUGGACUCCUCCUCUAAAAUUAAUUAGGUCGAUCGAUCCUUUUCUUUCUCUCGCUCUCUCUCUCAAGAAAGAAACCCUCAACCCCGAGUAAAAGAAACAAAUGGCGAGACCCUCGAAGCCACGAGACUCAUCCGAUGAAGCCAUGUCGAACGGCUCUACAUCGUCGGAAGACGAGCAAAUCAAUGAUCAAAUCAACGAAGACGAUGAGGAGGAGCUCGAAGCCGUGACACGAUCCGUCGGCUCUGACGAAGACAAUUCCCCUGCGUCGGAUGAAGACGCUGUUGCUGAGGGUGAAGACGGUGAAGAGGAUGAAAAUGGUGGAAAGGAUGCAGAAAUCAGGAAGCGGGAGAAGGCAAGACUAAAAGAAAUGCAAAACUUAAAGAAACAAAAGAUUCAGGAAAUGUUGGAUGCGCAAAAUGCUGCUAUAGAUGCUGAUAUGAACAAUAGAGGGCAGGGCAGAUUAAAGUAUUUAUUACAGCAAACAGAGUUGUUUGCGCAUUUUGCCAAAGGCUCCCAAUCUGCACCUCAAAAGAAAGUGAAAGGAAGGGGUCGACAUGCAUCAAAGAUAACUGAAGAGGAAGAAGAUGAAGAAUAUUUGAAGGAAGAAGAAGAUGGUUUAUCAGGAACCACACGACUGGUUACACAACCUUCCUGUAUUCAAGGAAAGAUGAGGGAUUACCAGCUGGCUGGAUUAAACUGGCUCAUUAGGUUGUAUGAGAAUGGUAUAAAUGGGAUCCUUGCUGAUGAAAUGGGUCUUGGAAAAACUUUGCAAACCAUAUCCUUGUUGGGCUACCUUCAUGAGUUCAGAGGAAUCACCGGUCCUCAUAUGGUAGUUGCUCCAAAAUCUACCCUUGGUAACUGGAUGAAUGAAAUUCGGCGUUUCUGCCCAAUUUUGCGGGCUGUUAAGUUUCUUGGAAAUCCAGAUGAAAGGAGACAUAUACGUGAGGAGUUACUGGUUGCUAGAAAGUUUGAUGUCUGUGUCACAAGUUUUGAGAUGGCCAUCAAAGAGAAGUCUGCCUUGCGUCGCUUCAGCUGGCGCUAUAUAAUCAUUGAUGAAGCCCAUCGAAUCAAGAAUGAAAAUUCUCUCCUUUCUAAAACAAUGAGACUGUAUAAUACCAACUACCGUCUUCUUAUCACGGGUACCCCACUUCAGAACAAUCUUCAUGAACUAUGGUCCCUUCUUAACUUCUUACUUCCUGAAAUCUUUAGUUCAGCUGAAACUUUUGAUGAAUGGUUCCAAAUUUCUGGGGAAAAUGACCAGCAGGAAGUUGUCCAACAACUUCACAAGGUCCUCCGGCCAUUUCUUCUGCGAAGAUUGAAGUCAGAUGUUGAGAAAGGUCUACCUCCAAAAAAGGAAACAAUACUGAAAGUUGGCAUGUCCCAGAUGCAAAAACAGUACUACAGAGCAUUGCUACAGAAAGAUCUUGAAGUUGUGAAUGCAGGUGGAGAACGUAAACGUCUUCUGAACAUUGCAAUGCAGCUGCGUAAAUGCUGUAAUCAUCCAUAUCUGUUCCAAGGGGCUGAACCUGGUCCUCCUUACACUACAGGGGAGCAUCUCAUAACAAAUGCUGGUAAAAUGGUUCUUCUGGAUAAGUUGCUACCGAAGCUAAAAGAGCGUGAUUCAAGGGUCUUAAUAUUUUCUCAGAUGACAAGGCUGCUGGACAUUCUUGAAGACUAUUUAAUGUUUCGUGGGUACCUAUAUUGUCGGAUUGAUGGCAAUACUGGUGGAGAAGAUCGAGAUGCUUCUAUUGAGGCCUUCAAUAAGCCAGGAAGUGAGAAAUUUGUUUUCUUGCUGUCAACUAGAGCUGGAGGCCUUGGUAUUAAUCUUGCCACUGCAGAUGUGGUCAUCCUUUAUGAUAGUGACUGGAACCCUCAAGUUGAUCUGCAAGCACAGGAUCGUGCUCACAGGAUUGGCCAAAAGAAAGAAGUUCAAGUGUUCCGAUUUUGUACAGAGUAUACUAUUGAGGAAAAAGUGAUUGAGAGGGCAUAUAAAAAACUUGCACUUGAUGCUCUGGUGAUUCAACAAGGAAGAUUAGCAGAGCAGAAAACUGUCAAUAAAGAUGAGCUGCUUCAGAUGGUGAGAUUUGGUGCUGAAAUGGUUUUCAGCUCCAAGGAUAGCACAAUUACUGAUGAGGAUAUCGACAGAAUUAUUGCAAAAGGAGAAGAAGCAACAGCUGAAUUGGAUGCAAAGAUGAAAAAAUUUACUGAAGAUGCAAUUAAAUUUAAAAUGGACGAGACUGCUGAAUUGUAUGAUUUUGAUGACGAGAAGGAUGAGAACAAGCUUGACUUCAAGAAAAUCGUUAGUGAAAACUGGAUUGAGCCUCCAAAAAGAGAGCGGAAGCGCAAUUACUCUGAAUCUGAGUACUUUAAACAAACAAUGCGCCAAGGUGGACCUGCAAAACCAAAAGAGCCACGAAUUCCUAGGAUGCCCCAACUGCAUGAUUUUCAAUUUUUCAACACUCAAAGGUUGAGUGAACUGUAUGAAAAAGAAGUACGCUACCUUAUGCAAACUCAUCAGAAGAAUCAGUUGAAAGACACAAUUGAUGUAGAUGAGCCUGAAGAAGGGGGAGAUCCAUUGACUGCAGAGGAAUUGGAAGAAAAGGAACGAUUAUUAGAAGAAGGAUUUUCUUCCUGGAGUAGAAGAGAUUUCAAUACUUUCAUUAGGGCAUGUGAGAAGUAUGGACGAAAUGACAUAAAAAGUAUAGUGUUAGAAAUGGAAGGAAAGACUGAGGAAGAAGUUGAAAGAUAUGCUAAAGUUUUUAAAGAACGAUAUAAGGAGUUAAAUGAUUAUGAUAGGAUCAUUAAGAACAUUGAAAGGGGAGAGGCCAGAAUUUCUCGGAAAGAUGAGAUCAUGAAAGCCAUUGGGAAGAAAUUAGAUCGCUAUAAAAAUCCAUGGCUUGAACUAAAGAUUCAGUAUGGUCAGAACAAAGGAAAGUUGUACAAUGAAGAAUGUGACCGUUUCAUGAUCUGCAUGGUUCACAAGCUUGGAUAUGGAAACUGGGAUGAGCUCAAGGCAGCAUUCCGUACAUCACCGUUAUUUCGAUUUGACUGGUUUGUGAAGUCUCGUACGACCCAAGAACUUGCUAGAAGAUGUGAUACCCUCAUUCGGUUGGUAGAGAAGGAAAACCAAGAAUAUGAUGAGAGGGAGAGACAGGCCAGGAAAGAAAAGAAACUUGCCAAGAACAUGACACCAUCAAAGCGUGCUGCGGGAAGGCAGCAGCCAAAUGAGAGCCCAAGUUCCCAAAAGAAGCGGAAGCAGUUAUCAAUGGAUGACUACCUUAGCUCAGGGAAGAGGAGGAAAUGAUAUUUGAUAUAGGAGGUGAACCUUUGAUAAAUUACAAGCAGUGCGCUGUAUUCUGGUGAUAACCCUUAUUAUUAUUAUUUUAUAUUUGGCAUUAGGGUUCAAUAGAAUUCAUAACCGCAGUGUAGUAUUUAGAUUAUGUUAGGUUGAUGGGUAGUUGUUGUAUAAAUGAGAAUAAUAUAUACGGAUGACCUUCGUAAGCCAAAUUUUAUUCCUGCGGAUUGAAUGAAAAUUAUUUGUAGUCUCUAAA
Mangifera indica (mango) is the source of this 3558-nucleotide messenger RNA. RefSeq names its product ISWI chromatin-remodeling complex ATPase CHR11. Gene Ontology annotation, cellular component: nucleus; chromatin. Gene Ontology annotation, molecular function: nucleosome binding; ATP-dependent chromatin remodeler activity; DNA binding. Lineage: Eukaryota; Viridiplantae; Streptophyta; Magnoliopsida; Sapindales; Anacardiaceae. The record is from RefSeq and is a predicted model, not a curated record. Bases 108 to 3311 code for a protein of 1067 amino acids. Gene Ontology annotation, biological process: regulation of transcription by RNA polymerase II; nucleosome organization. The transcript is spliced from 25 exons.